GCGUGGCGGUUGCCGUGACAACGGCGUCCGGCCCGCGGCUCGGGAUCGGGUCGGAAGCCGUCACCUCCGGCCCGGCCUGGCCGCUCCAUGCCGCGAAAGGUGCUGCGCUGCGUCCUGCAGCUGGAGAUCCGCUCGAUAACUUGUCCUGGAGUGCUGUUGAAAGACAAAGAGGAGCUCUAUCUCAGUGUCUCUAUACUUGGGCAAUACAAAAAGACUCGGUGUGUCCCUGCAGCAUUUCCACUUUUCUUUCAAGAAAAACUAGUAUUUGAAAAGACAUUUGCUAAUGUAGUUGAUCCUGGAGACCUUGUGGAGUUGCUAGAAGUUGACACAGCAGUACUUGAACUAAUACAGCUCAUUCCUCCAGUUGGAGAAAUUCUUGCUACUUAUGAAGAAAAUACAAGAGAUUUCCUGUUCCCUGACCCUAAGCUUACCUGUCGGCAGCACGGUGCAGAUCGUGAGAUUUUAAUGAAGAGAUCUUCUUAUUUUACUGGAAUUGCACCAAAAUUGAGAUUUUCUACGACCUCCCUUAUUACUGAAAGUCUGUUAAGCUCAGGAAGGAGUCACGUACAGGAUGAUUUGAAUUGGGUACAUCACUCAACUCCAAAUGGAAAACUGCAAACAAAGUUACCAAAGAAAAACAUGCUUUCACCUGAGAAAAGCAGGCACAGUGUAGCAAGAAAGAAUUAUGAGCAGCCAACCAUAGCUUCCAAGUCACGUUCUCCAUCUCCAUACACAAAAAGACGAAUGUGUGAGCUGUCAGAAGAAGCCAGGCAACGACUUGCCCACUUAAACCUUGGUCCUUACGAAUUCAGAAGAGAAACUGAUAAACCUCCAUUUGUAGUUAGACGGGUAGAACAACCAAGUCCUGGAACUGAGCUUUAUGCCCGCUCUACCCUGCAAGAAGGCACAAUGGAAACUUGGUCCAAGGUAACCCGUGAUCUUUCUCUUCUUGGCAGCUACAGACCCAAGAAAGCCAAAGCAAGAUCUACUCAUGGGAAAGACCAUGACAAUUCUUCUGAUGUUUGUAGUGAGGAUGUGAUCUCUGGUUCACCCAACAGGCUGGCCCAUUCCGGCGGUUCAUUAGUGCAUUCAGCACCUUCAGCAUUUCAGAAGCAUUCUCUAAGUUCUGUACUAAAUCGAUCUUCUCUAAGGGAAAGAUUCAACUCUGGUUGGCCUCCACCAGCAAAUGGAGAUGAGAUUCAUAAGAGAGUGAAAAAUAUUUUAAGGACACACAGUGCUAGACAGCGCCUAGUGUUUGAUGAAAGUAACUCAUCAAAAGGAAACUUGACUAAGACAAGACAAUCUUCACAUAAAGCACACUUAUCCUUAAGUGAUCUGCAGAGCAGUUCACCAGUGCAGCAGAACAUCACUGUUCACUUGGAUAAUGGUGAAUUGUGGUCUAACCGUGCAGCUGUAUACAAAGGGAAGCCUCACAGAGCAAUCUUUGAAGACAGUCUUGCGAAAAUAUAUAGAAACAUGUACCGAAAAGCUUCUGGCACUAUUUCAGACCAAAAAACAUACUCCUGAUGGCAAUUCGGCUGGAAGUGCACAGUACACAGUGUUGAUAUUUCUUAGCAAAACUUUUUUUUUAUGUGACAAGUAUUUGUACUCUAUUUUUAAGAUGCAGUUAUGGCUGGGCAGGAUUUUGGAGUAAUGGAGUUUUGGUCUGGGGUGCCAAAUGAAUGCGAUUAGCAGCACCCCCACCACCACAACACCUCUGCUCCAAAUUUAAAAAAAACUAACAAACAACAGCAAAAAAAGCUCUAAGCCCCUCUGCAGUCGAUGAGAGUGGUGUUGCUCCUUUGAGACUCUCUGAAGAUAGCCAUUUUAAAGACUAAUAUGUCUGCUGGAUGUUCCUGCCUGACGUAGGUCAGGUUUCAGCUGCAGUCAAUUAUGAUUUAAAUAAUUAAAUCUAUGUAGCAACAUAAGAAGCAAUAAGUCCUAGUGUUCAGUGAGGGUAUCUGAAGGGGAGGGUAAGUGUGAGUGUUGAUAUAAAUGGUCUGCUCUGGGAAAGAGAGAACUUGAAUUGUUUUCUAGAAAAUCAGCUGUGGAUUGUUUUUGAGAAGGAUGGAAGGAUGACUCCAAUAGUGACCUACAGGCAUGCUUUCAAAGUGGUUUCAAGCACCUUUAGUCACAAAUUUUCAAAUAAUGUCAAAUUUUAGAAGAAACCUACCCAGAUUAGCAGUCUUUGUAUUAGAAGAAAGGCUUUCUUUACUUACCCUGCGUGUUUGAAAGUUUCCAGGCUUUCUUGAAUGCAGUCCUGACAUUUGCAAAUAUAAUUGUAGUUUUUUAAAAUACUAAUAGAAAAGGAGUGGGGAGGGGGAAAGACUGGAGCAAGGUAGUCAGCAAGCUCAUGUAUCCAGUACAGGCCUUCUGAAGUGCCUGGAUUGUGAUGCCUGUCCUUGCCAGCCUUCUGGGAUCCUGUUGGCAGAAAUCACAUCCUUUCUGCUAAAGGCCACCAAAUGUUCAUCAGCGGUUCAAUGCUAUCCCAAGGGAUGGAACCUUUUCAGCCUUGCAUUGAACAGAUCCCACAUUAGCAAGCCAGGGCAAGUUGCCCAUCUAUUGAAAAGCCAAAUGCUUUAAAAGGGCAAGAGUGUCCAUCUCUGCUUCCCUUUUAGAAUGGGGAGGGGGGGAAAACACAUGCAUAUUCUGGCUCCUUCCCUAACUAAAUGAACAGAUUCAGUUAUACCGAUGGCAUUUUACCUGUUAUGAUUGGAUAAAAGAUAAAGCUUGCAGUACAGAUGGCAGAGCAUAUGAUUGUUACCUGCCAGCAUGCCUAGAUAAACAGAAAGUUGGUCUACUUUGCCUUCCAUCCUUUAAUGCUGAGACAAUGUAAUUGAUUUGAGAAAGCAGUUGGUGAGCAAUUAUGCUGGUGGGAAAGCAUGCUGGAAGGUUGUGUGCUUCUGCUUCAGGAAAGGGGGCUCUCAGAGGAAGUGUCUUCCAUGCAGACAUUUCUAUUCCUUGUAACAGUUAAGCACGUUGAUGUGGAUUAACACUGAUCACUUCCUGUCCCUGCUGCCAUUUAACACAUUAGUGCUUUCAAAGGGUAUUAGCUGCACAGCCUUACUCUGUGGAUAACUGUUGAGGCACUCUGUGAAGUAGUAUGCUUUUUUUGGUUUUUUGCAGAUGCGAAAAGAAAAACUUAACCUGAGCCAUGCCACUGAAGACAUGGUGGCCAUGGAGUAUUGUGUUACCAGUACUUGGUAUUCCAUCAGUCCCAUGACCCCAGAUUAGAUCAGAAAGGAAUGGUUUCUGUCUUGCUGCUUCUGGAAAGUAAGCUCAAGGCACAAGCAGGGGAUGAGAGAGGUUGGAGGCCACUGUGAAAAACUAGGAAAAGAUUUUGGAGAGAUCCAGAGGAUGUAACUGAAUAAUCACAGCAUAUGGUAAAAUGACAACUUCUGAUUUUUUUUUUCAUCACGGACUAAAACUAGAUGGGAGAAAUAGAAAGUGUCAUAUACUGAAUUCUGACCAGUAUGAACAUUCUCACUGAAGCCUUUGUAUGCAGCAUAACAAGUGAAGCAGAUAGGCUCUGAGUGUCACUGGCCUUGCUCCAGCUGCGGAGAGGGAUGGUGUGUAUGUCUUUCUGCAUCAGCUGCUGCAGGAUAUGUUUCUCUCUUGGGUCAGAGUCAUUCCACAGCUUAUAUGCUGUGAUACUGCACAGUUCUCUUCCAAGCACUGUGCUGGAAAUCCAGUUUGGUUAAUGGAAGGCUAUUCUGUGAAAUGUGACUUGAAACCCAAAGUACUCUAUCUAUCCAUAAAAUCUGCAAGCCACUUGUUUUUUAAAAGCUUUUGGCCCCUUCCCUGUUUGCUCAGCUAACCCUCCAAUUAAUAUGCAUACAGCUCAAGUGCACUGAGCACUGCUGCUCCUUUGCUACUGCAGCAUGCGAUAAGUAUAGGUUCAGGCAGCGAACCAACAUAGUAAUAAACUGUAAUUGUUUAGUGCACCUUGCCUUCUAAUACAAUUUAAAUCCCUUCUAUCAAAUGCAAAUUUCUAGGUUCCUGAGUGGAGCUUUAAAUAGCAUUUUCUAUGCUCAUUCCUUAUCUUUUGCCAUCCACAAAGUGGUCUGUUAGUGACAUUGGGAUGGCAUCAUUCCACCUCCAUCAUUUUACCUCCUAAAGGAAAGCUGCCUACUCAAAUCUAGAAAUAAUGGGGUAGAUUAAGAGAGAAUUAGUGUGUGGGGGUUUUUUUUUGUACAAUCUUUCUCUCUCUCUUGCCCUCCCUGAGCUAUUAUAACCCAUGUGUAUUAUCGCCAAAUGUUUUUCAGCAUCCAGUAUUGCUUGCAGUGUGCAGUCUAAUCAGUGUAAUAUUUUAAUCACUUUCAUUUUAAUAAAUCGGAGCCAACUUCCAGCAUGCUCCCUUUCCUACAAAGAACUUGAUACAGCUUAGGACCUUGGGAUGGCUCACUAGGCAUAUAGUUUGUCUACUUAUUGGGCUGAAUGCCAAAUCCUUUGCUGAGUAGCAGUUGCUUUGGAAAUCACUUAGUCGUUGACCUGUUGUGGUUUAAAUGCAAAAAAAAAUAUCUGACUUAUUAAUGAUUUGCCUUAUCAAAGUUUUCAACAAGAAGCAGGGAAGCUUAAGUUGGUCUGCUGGGGACAGGAGGCAAAGGGGUGGAUGGAGUAAGGAACAGCCUUAUGAAAUAAAUGGGUGGCAUGUUUGUAUGCCAGAUCUGAAGAGGCUUUGAAGAUGAGGGCUGUUAUUUAGAUUGUACAUCGUGUUUGAAGUGUAUUGUUACUUAGUAGGUUGCCAAAAUAGAAAGAAAUCUACCUAUUGGGGUUGGGAACCUAUUUAUGGGGAUAAAAUAACAGAAGUUUUUGCUCUGCUCAGUAUUAAAUAGUCUGUGCUAAAUUCCCUUUCACCAUUACCUCAGCUGUAAAAUGGGAAGUUUGUGCUCUAUUGAAGCUUAAUUAAAUGACUGUAAAGUGUUUUGGGAUCCUGAAGAGAAUGUUACUGAAAUUUUCUUGUGGAAGCCUGGCUGAAAAUUCCCAUCUCAUCUCCAGGUUACUAAAAAGUCCUUAUUCUAACGUUCCCAGAUUUGUUAUGUUUUAAUAAGGCAGUUAUUAAGCAAGUCUUAAACUUAUCAAGGUAGAAACCUUAUAAAUUCGUAAAACUAUUGAAAAAGACGAUGCUUUACCACUACAGACCUUCCCACAAUGGACAUUUUGUGCAGUUUAUGUCUCUUGGAUGAUCUGGGUUCAUCAUGCUUGCACUUCAUGGUAUGCUAACCAGCACUGCUAACAUCUAUCGCUUUGUUUUCAUCACCUCCCCAAGAACUGAGGGGGUGCAGUGGUGUGUGCAACUUGGCAAAGGGAAAGGUUUUAUGGUGUAAGGGACAGCCUGUUAUAUAGUGCUGAUCUUCCCGAUUUUUAAACUUAAAAGUGUUUUCUGGAACACUGAACUAUGCAGCAAAAUUCUUAGCUUUUUAGCAGUGGCUACUUAUGAAUCUUGUAGUGCAGAAUCUCUGGGUCAUAGAAAACCUAACCAUUAAACUAAUUACUUUGCUGCUACAGAGUGAUUGUUAUCAGGAUGCUGACAAUGUAUCAAGAGAUCUUUUAGGGGGCAAGAAAUUUGAGGAAACUUUUAAAUUGGUGGAACUUCUUGUUCUUGAUUUCUGCUGCUUGCCCAUGGAAUUGGAAGUAUUAUCAACCCAAACCCUUAAAAAGUGGUAGCUGUAGUUCCUUCUGCUAACAGUGUUGGCUUGCCAAAGACAUGUGAUUUGUUCCUUGUGUUUGUCUUCAGAGAGAAAUUCUCUGAAGUGCAGUGAUAAUUUGUCUGUUUGACAGCAUGGAGGAACUGCAGUCAUCCUCCCUUCUUGAUCAAUGUGGAGACUGCGCUUUCUUUGUGUUUGUUUCCAUGCAGCUCUGGGUGUUUGCUUCUGACAGAGAACUCUCUACAAGUGAGAUGUGAGGUGUGUAUGUCUGAGCUGCCUUCUCUUCUCCUCAGGGGAAGGUGUUUGCUGUUACUAAACAAGGUCCCCCUUGGUUCAUAUGGAACCACCUCCUCCUUAUGGAAACUUAUUUAGUCAAACGUUGGUGUGACGGCAUGGAACCACUGCGAUUAGAUGGGGCAGGGAUGGGAUCUGGGACUGCUUUGGGGAAAGGCUUUCUGUGCUUUCUGCAUUUGUAUACCAGUCUACAAAACAACUGUGGAACCCAUAAAUAGAUGUUGAGGUAACAAAAGCAGCACUCACACUGCUGAAUUCUAACACAGAUAUUUGUAUUGUUGCACUGACUAAUUUCUGUUUGGAUGUUGCACCGAUGGCGUAGUUACUAUGGCUGCAUGAACUGUCCCAUUGAGCACUCCACCAGUGAACACUUGCUAAGAGGUUGCUUUCCCUGUCUGCCUUGUUUUCACCACAGCCAUCUACUGUUUACAUACAUUUUAGCCUCUGUGCCAUUUUUUGAAGGCUUUAUUUGUCUCAUUUACGUUUUUGGUUCGGGUAAUACUUAAAUAUGAAAUCCAUCUGUGAAGCAUAUUGUAUACUCACGUUGAGGGGUAAAACCGGUUUUUUAAUUAAAAUUUUAUACAGCG
This is a messenger RNA of Tympanuchus pallidicinctus (lesser prairie-chicken), 6529 nucleotides long. RefSeq names its product spermatogenesis associated 6 (gene SPATA6). Gene Ontology annotation, biological process: motile cilium assembly; spermatogenesis. NCBI's taxonomy places the organism in Eukaryota, Metazoa, Chordata, Aves, Galliformes, Phasianidae. The record is from RefSeq and is a predicted model, not a curated record. The transcript is spliced from 13 exons. Gene Ontology annotation, molecular function: myosin light chain binding. The coding region runs from base 88 to 1527 and encodes 479 amino acids.